Messenger RNA from Fusarium graminearum PH-1, 582 nucleotides. RefSeq lists its product as uncharacterized. Lineage: Eukaryota; Fungi; Ascomycota; Sordariomycetes; Hypocreales; Nectriaceae. Bases 1 to 582 code for a protein of 193 amino acids. The transcript has a single exon. The record is from RefSeq and is a predicted model, not a curated record.
AUGGCUUCCAACAACGUCAUCGAGGACACACCAACCAAGUCCAAGUACGGGAACCUGUUGGACCAUCUUCUUUACAGCGGAGCGCUAGAGAAUUCCUCUUACCUGCACAAGGAAAUUGGCCCUAUCUCUCGAUCCAGGUCACCUGCAAUGUCACAGGUGGCACUGGUCCACCAGGCAGACUCUCGUCCCAACACUGCAACUUUGCCCGCAAGAUCAAGCGUUGUGAAUGACUUUGUUACCAAGGUCAACGAUGGUCUCAAGUGGAACGGCUGCAUCGCGGAUCAGGGUUUCGAUCAGAACAACGGAUAUGAAUGGGAUCUCGACGGAGAAUUACCCAUUCAAUUCACAGAGAAAAACAUGUUGCGGUCCGAUUUCAGAGAUAUGGUCAAGAUAGGAGAUGGCAACCAGCACAACGGCCAUUCUAUCGAGAUUGGAAGCGACUUUGCUGGCAUUCCGGUUAUGGAAGGCGAUCAAUGGACGCGCUGUAUCGCCAAGCGCGGUAUGGUAAAACACGAUGAAAAGACUUUUGGAAUACAGACUAAUGGUCUUAAGAUUAAGGUCAAGAAGGGAAGCCAGCUGUGA